AUGUUGGGAUUCUUCGGUCCCUUCUAUGAGCAACUGGUCGGGAUGCUGCGAAAGCAGCAAGGCCAGCUUGCUUUCGACACCAUCGACCGUGUCAACGCUUGGUUUACCCCAUUCGUGCUCGUCGCUAUGACCCUCGCCAUCUCUUGCAAGCAAUACUUUGGCCAACCAAUCAAGUGCUGGACGCCACGAGAGUUCUCUGGUAGUUGGGAUGGUUACGUGCACGAUUUUUGCUUCAUCGAGAACACCUACUUUGUGCCAAACGGAACCACGGUCACCGACGAAGCUCGUGGCGAUCGUCACAUCAACUACUACCGAUGGGUGCCACUGGUUCUUCUCCUCCAAGCCGCCAUGUUCGUCAUCCCGUACAACAUCUGGAAUAUGCUUCAUAAGAGAACCACGAUCAACUUGAAGGCAUCUCUCCGAUUUUUCGAAGGAGCUAUGAAGAAGCAAGAGCCCAAUCAGGCAUGUGAAUCGUUUGCCAACGAACUCUGGAAUCGGCUCCUCGAAAUCCGCAAGUCCUCGAACAAGCUCGCCGGUUGCCAAGCCACCAUCAACUUCUUCCUCCUCAAGCUCGGCUUCAUCUUCAACAUCAUUCUUCAAAUGGUCCUUCUAAAGCACUUCCUGGACGUUGAUGAUUACUUCUGGGGAUUCUUCCACCUCUGGAAUGUCGAGUUCAAAGGAACCGCAGAGAAGGAAGACAGCAUCUUCCCUCGCGUUGUCUUGUGCGACUUCAAGGUUCGCAACCUCGGCCAACAACACCAACACACUGUUUCGUGCAUAAUGAUCUUGAACAUGAUCAUCGAGAAGCUCUACAUCUGCUUCUACUUUUGGCUCAUCUUUGUGUUCUGUCUCACCACCGCCGGCAUGAUUCACUUUGGAUUCCAGAUGCUUCUCAGAAGACACAGCCUGGUUCCAACCAACUUGAACAACAAGCCAGCCAUGAAUCCAACCCGCUCGCACCGCUUCAUCCGCAAGUACCUCAAUUUCGACGGAAUCCUCCUGCUCACUUACGUCGACGCUCAAUUUGGCGCGUUCCGCACAUCCCAGGUCAUCGACGGUCUCAUCGACCGUUUUGUUGCCGAGCAACAACCCGAUUCCUCCACCGUCACCUCCCUCCACGAGGACCAUCCAGAAAGAUACGUGGCCUUCAACACUGACACCAUCCCAAUGGACCGCUUGAAUCGCAAAGUUCACAGCCUCAUCGAAGAAGUCGACGGUCCAUCCGCACCAUCAGCUCCUCAAGAGAAGAAGGAGAUGUGA
Caenorhabditis briggsae is the source of this 1260-nucleotide messenger RNA. RefSeq names its product Protein CBR-INX-2 (gene Cbr-inx-2). The transcript has 4 exons. Gene Ontology annotation, cellular component: gap junction; plasma membrane. Gene Ontology annotation, molecular function: gap junction channel activity. Lineage: Eukaryota; Metazoa; Nematoda; Chromadorea; Rhabditida; Rhabditidae. The record is from RefSeq and is a predicted model, not a curated record. Bases 1 to 1260 code for a protein of 419 amino acids.